Messenger RNA from Archocentrus centrarchus (flier cichlid), 5532 nucleotides. Its product is annotated as ubiquitin-protein ligase E3A. Gene Ontology annotation, molecular function: ubiquitin protein ligase activity. The record is from RefSeq and is a predicted model, not a curated record. The coding region runs from base 210 to 2900 and encodes 896 amino acids. The transcript is spliced from 11 exons. Lineage: Eukaryota; Metazoa; Chordata; Actinopteri; Cichliformes; Cichlidae. Gene Ontology annotation, biological process: protein polyubiquitination; ubiquitin-dependent protein catabolic process.
GGCUGUUGGUGAAGUCAAGAUGGCCGCGGAGCUGAGGCGGAGGAGAGAGCCUGCAGUAGGAAGGCCGUGAAUGAAGUUUCUAUAGAAAAGCCCUCGUCGCUAACCGCUUAGACUAAAGCAUUGCGUUGUUUCCGUGCAGACAGCCUGCGAAGGAGCUACUACACCCACACACAGCAGCAGGAGGACAAACAGCUGGGAUAAAGUCUCGUAUGAAUUCCGACGAGAAGGAGGACUGUGAGUGUGCGCCACCACAGGCCGAGACGAGCUCCGCUGGAGGGCCCGAUAGAGAACAAGAGGAGCCUGAAGUAGAAAACCCAGAAGCAAGCCGAAUGAAGCGAGCAGCUGCCAAGCAUCUAAUAGAGCGCUAUUACCACCAGUUAACGGAGGGCUGUGGGAAUGAGUCUUGCUCCAACUCAUGGUGUGCCUCAUCGGUUGGCUUCAGCCGCAUGGAUAACAAUGAAGCAGCGGUCAAAGCUCUGGAGCUCUACAAAGUCAAUGCCAAGCUGUGUGACCCACACCCUUCAAAGAAAGGCACCGCUUCCACCUAUCUGGAGAGCAGCACUCACAGCAACUCAGCAUGCAGCAACAAGAAGAUGAACCACAAAGAUGUCCACUCUGUACGAGACAAUUUUAAAGAUGUAAAUUACCUGACAGAGGAGAAAGUGUAUGAGAUCUUGGACAUCUGUGGUGAAAAGGAGGAUUACUCCCCUCUCAUCCGGGUAAUAGGACGGGUUUUCUCCAGUGCCGAGGGACUGGUGCAGAGCUUUCGGAGGUCCAAACCACAUACCAAGGAGGAGCUCAAGUCCCUUCAAGGCAAAGAUGAGGACAAGGAUGAAGAUGAGAAGGAGGCAGCUGCAUGUUCAACUGCAGCUAUGGAGGAGGACUCGCCCACCUCCUCAUCAUCAUCAAGGCUAGGCGAGUGCUCGUCAGGGGAAAACGAUGUCCAGAAGCUGGCCCCCGAUGAGGUCUCAGUCGAUAUCGAAGCCGUGCGGAGGGUCUACGAGCGCCUCCUGUCCAACGAUAAAAUAGAAGCCGCUUUCUUGAAUGCGCUGGUCUACCUCUCGCCUAAUGUGGAGUGUGACCUGACAUACCAUAAUGUGUAUUCACGAGACCCAAACUACCUGAACCUUUUUGUAAUAGUGAUGGAAAACAGCAACCUCCACAGCCCAGAGUACCUGGAGAUCGCCCUCCCACAGUUCUGUAAGGCCAUGAGCAAACUCCCGCUGGCAGCUCAGGCCAAGCUGGCACAUCUGUGGUCGCGCUACAGUGCCGAGCAGAUCCGGCGCAUGGUGGAGACCUUCCAGCAGCUCAUUACCUACAAGGUGAUCAGUAACGAGUUCAACAGCCGCAACCUGGUCAACGAUGAUGAUGCGGUGGUGGCGGCCACCAAGUGCUUGAAGAUCGUCUACUAUGCAAAUGUGCUGGGCGGCGACCUUGACAUGGAGCACAAUGAGGAAGAAGACGAGGAGCCCAUUCCAGAGUCCAGCGACCUCACCCUGCAGGAGCUCCUGGGUGAGGAACGGAGGAACAAAAAGGGCCCUCGAGUGGAUCCGCUGGAGACGGAGUUGGGAAUCCGCACCAGUGAUUGCCGGAGACCACUCAUUCCCUUUGAGGAGUUUGUUAACGAGCCUCUGAACGAGGUGCUGGAGAUGGACAAGGACUAUACUUUCUUUAAAGUUGAAACUGAAAACAAGUUCUCCUUCAUGACCUGCCCCUUCAUCCUGAACGCCGUCACCAAGAACCUGGGUCUGUACUACGACAACCGCAUUCGCAUGUACAGCGAGCGGCGAAUCACUGUGCUGUACAGCUUGGUGCAGGGUCAGCAGCUCAACCCUUACCUGAGGCUCAAAGUGCGCAGAGACCACAUCAUUGAUGAUGCUCUGGUCAGGCUGGAAAUGAUAGCAAUGGAAAAUCCUGCAGACUUGAAGAAGCAGCUGUACGUGGAGUUUGAAGGAGAGCAAGGUGUAGAUGAAGGAGGCGUUUCCAAAGAGUUCUUUCAGCUGGUGGUGGAGGAGAUUUUCAACCCAGAUAUUGGCAUGUUCACGUACGACGAGCACACCAAACUGUUUUGGUUCAACCCGUCGUCGUUUGAAAACGAGGGCCAGUACACGCUGAUCGGCAUUGUUCUUGGUCUGGCCAUCUAUAACAACUGCAUCCUGGAUGUCCACUUCCCUAUGGUGGUCUACAGGAAAUUGAUGGGCAAGAAAGGAACUUUCAGGGACUUGGCUGAUGCCAACCCGGUUUUAUACCAGAGUCUGAAGGAGCUCCUGGAGUACGAGGGCAGCGUGGAGGAGGACAUGAUGAUCACUUUCCAGAUUUCUCAUACAGACCUGUUUGGGAAUGCACUUAUGUACGAUUUAAGGGAAAAUGGGGACAAGAUUCCCGUCACGAAUGAAAACAGAAAGGAGUUUGUUGCGCAGUACUCAGAGUACAUCCUGAACAAAAGUGUGGAGAAACAGUUCAAAGCAUUCAGGAGAGGCUUCCACAUGGUCACCAACGAGUCGCCGCUGAAGUACCUGUUCAGACCGGAGGAGAUCGAGCUCCUGAUCUGUGGGAGCAGGAACCUGGACUUCCUAGCACUUGAAGAAACAACGGAAUACGACGGCGGCUAUAACAGAGAUUCCCGAAUAAUCAAGGAGUUCUGGGAGACUUUGCACUCGUUCGGUGAGGAGCAGAAACGCCUCUUCCUGCAGUUCACCACCGGCACUGACAGAGCACCCGUGGGUGGGCUGGGCAAGCUGAAGAUGAUCAUUGCCAAGAAUGGCCCUGACACAGACCGGUUACCGACGUCUCACACUUGCUUUAAUGUGCUGCUGCUGCCGGAGUACAGCACCAAGGAGAAGCUGAGGGAGAGACUGCUGAAAGCCAUCACGUAUGCCAAAGGGUUUGGCAUGCUCUGAACCCCCCUGCUCCCAACAGACUCCUUCUCAGAAAGCCCAUCAAACCCUGCCCCGCCCUUCCUUUACAGUCUAAGAGGUGACCAGACAGGCCGAGUGUGUUUGAGGAAAAGCAAGUCAACAGUGAAAGAGGAUAAAUGGUUGUAAUGAAUUGCUCUAGUAGAUCUGCUGCUGUGCCUGCACCGUCCCACAUCAGUCAGUGUAAGCACAGAGACCUCCUGAAGUACCCACUCCCACGUCCACAGUAUGUGAAUGUGCUGCAGCCUCCCCUUCUGAUUUCUGUGUACAGAAAGGAUCAUUUUCCUCAUUAUUUAUUUGACGGUUCAAAUUGGUUCGUUUUCAUGCCUGCCUGUUGUGAUAGCUCCCCUACGUAAGCAAGGGGAAAAUAUAAAAAAGCAUUAGGCCGUUCCAUAAGUAACCCUGAGCUCCUGUCCACAGGGUCCACAGAGAGUCUAGUUUUAGAGACGUCUUUACUGCUACUGUUGUAUUCCCCUCUGACCAUUCCUCUCAGAGUCGUUGCUCACCGUUUCCACCCAGUUGGUUUUGAUCAAGGUAAGCAUGUGGAGUAUCAUUUGGUCCAAAUGGCAUGUAGCUUGUUCUCCUUUCCAUUUGUGGGCCUUCUUCCUUUCGGGGGCAAAAGCAAGUUAGACUCAAAUCUUGUCAGAGCUGUGUAAGUGCACUUAGACAUUUUCCGAAUGUUUGUUUUUUGGUCACAGGUUGCCAUGAUUGUUUGAAGCAUUUUAUUUCCUUGUCUUCCUGUGUUGAGGAUUCUAAUAAAAGCAGUAUUUAUAUAUCAGCACGGUUGGAACUACAAUAACAUUGUAAUCGCGCUGUGGCGGAUGGAAACCAGUCACUGAGGGCCUUCUCAGAGGCGCUGAGCUCUCCGUGUGCCAGCCCGCUCAGCUGGUAAAGCCCCAGCAUGCACUCUGUGCUGCCUGGUUUGGGUUCAGUCUUGUAUAGAUGGACGGCUCACACUGCAAAGUCUGUUCUGCAGAACCCGUGCUUAUCUGGAACCUCCGCCCGUGUCUGUGGACCCCAUACUGUGGCUGUGGUUACACCUGUACGCCAGCAUGCUCACUGACGGUGUGGACACAGUGUAAGUGUUCAGGGUCAGACAAUCGUGGAGCCUCAGACUCCAUGAACUUCUUUUGCUGUUCAGGCUGCGCUGCAGCAGGACAGCAAUGUGGAGCUCUACUUUGAGCUCUCACUGACAUGAAAAAAUAUUUGUGGCCUAAUAUCCAAUCAAAUGAUGUGAAUGUCUAUUUGUUUGCGUACAGAAGCGAAUAACCCAGCUGUACUCUCCAAAGCUGUCCUGUUUCUUUGAGUUGAAGGUGGACAGAGGCCAGGCUAGCGCCGCCUCCCUGCCACCAGGGCCAAGCCUGGCCCUGCUGUAAUGCACAGGUGGGCGUGUCCUCUGUGACUGAACCAGUGCCCUGUGGACUGCUCUCAGUCUGGAUCAAAGUGAAAACAGGUGUAACCACUGUUGGUAAAGUGAUUUUGUCUGCAGUACUAAUUAGGUAUGGACUGUGAAAUGAUUUCCCCUGAGAGCGUAACUGUUCUCUUGUCAGUUAAACAGGCUGCAGGUAAUGUCUGCAUGAUGUGCUUGAAUCCUUUCGCUGGUUUAAAGUUGAGUCCUUGAAGCAUCCUCGGCUUGUUUCAUUGUUUCCAGUGUUUGAUGUCAGCAGGCUGCAUCAGGCCCGCAGACACUGAGGCAGGCUCGGUCAGUUCGGCCAAAGGAUCGAGAUCGCUUACUUGGAAGUGAACACGCUCAUCUGUUUCCUGCUCUGGGAGGAGUUCAUGUAACUAUGGUAAUAAGGGUACACUCUGUCACUGUGUGCUGAGCAGACAAAAGUAGCAUCAAGUUAUGGCUCUACAGAUGACCUGAUACUGGAUGGAAAGGAUUGUAAGCCUGUGGAAAAAAUACAUAUAUUUGUAUAUAAUCUAUAUACAUUUACACAGAAGACUAUUUACUAAACCUUCAGAUGUUCGUUUUACUUCCAAAUGAGCGGUUGGAAUAAUUUGGACAAACUGGACAUAAAGCAUGCAUGUACCGUCAUCGUGUUAAACGCUCACACGUGUGUGAUACCUCCUUGUGAGGUACCAGCUACGAUCUUUGUGCCCAGAGGAUUUCUGGCAUCUGUGGUGACUGUCCUCACUCCUGCAGCUGUUUGGUUAAAGCCCAACAGCUCCUGUGAAAACAGCAGAACAGGCUCCUCGUCACGGACCGUGGUAAAGGUCACGGACCGUGGUAAAGGUCACGGACCGUGGUAAAGGUCACGGACCGUGGUAAAGGUCACGGACCAUGGAGUGCAUUCCCAACUGCUGCCAGAAACCGGCUUUGAACACAGAGAUUGCCAUCUCCCACCCUUAUCAUGUGACCAGAGUUCUUUUCUUGGGUCAUGUGACUAACCAGAGCCAGUCAGUCAGGUGCAGCUGUUCAGAUGGAGGUUUGUUUUUGUGCACUUAGCUGGUUGUUGGGUGAAUCUGCGGCCUCUGCAGUCUGACUGAUGUACCUUAAAGAGGAGUGUGCGGACUCGCUGAACGCUGCUCUGCCUGUGAGCACGAUGAUGCCCACAACACGCCACUUAAACCACGGUGCUCAGACCACCGGCACGCACGACCCCCCCCCCCCCCC